This is a messenger RNA of Hippopotamus amphibius kiboko, 4143 nucleotides long. RefSeq names its product collagen alpha-1(I) chain-like. The transcript is spliced from 14 exons. The coding region runs from base 1 to 4143 and encodes 1380 amino acids. The record is from RefSeq and is a predicted model, not a curated record. NCBI's taxonomy places the organism in Eukaryota, Metazoa, Chordata, Mammalia, Artiodactyla, Hippopotamidae.
AUGACCCUGAGUCCCCGCGGCCCAGACGCAGCCCCGCGCGUGGCCACCCGCCGUGACGGGAGGGAAACCCCAGCGGGCAGCACCACCGACACGGAGGAAGGGCCCAAACCCGGUGCCGCGUGCACCAUCCAGCACACGUCCACCGAGCCCUGCCUGCUCCAGGCGGUGCCCCAGGACGCAGCGCUCGAAGAGCAGGCCGAGUGCGCGCCACGGCGACGCUGCCGGAGCGGGAGGGAGCGCACGCCAGCGGCUGGGCAGCAGCUCUGCCUGUCCGCCCCGCGCUGCAAACCAUUAAACAGCUUGAAAAUGACUGUAUUUAAGGAAGCCGCACGGACUCCUGAGCCCGUCACCCAAACAGACCGCAAGGGGAUUUUCCGGCGCCUCCGCUUCUCCCGCGCUCACCCUGCGAACCCCACGGGACCUGGGAACCAGCGCAGACCUCGCCCUCCCGCGUGGACGGGCCGUGCAGACGGGGCGACGAGCCCCGAGGGUCCCUCACAGGGGCCCCCUCGCCUCAGGCACGGAUGUGGAAGCCCCCUCACUCUACAAGGGCCCUUGCUGGAGGGCAGCCGCUUCUCCCCCGUGGCGCCUCCGGCUGGUUCCUCUCCCGCCCAGCAGAGCUCGGCCGUUGGGACAGAGACGCAGGAGCCGCAGAGCCAGGGACACGUCGCGGAGAAAGCCCGCCGCCCGGGCCACCACGGGGCAGAGCACCGCAGGGGCUGCGCCAGCUCCAGACCCGGGCUCAGCGGGCUCCCCACCGCAGCCGCGGAGGCCGGGGCAGACGGAGGGCCUCUUCAUCCUGCUAUUCAGGGCCCGUCCUUGCAGCCACACUGCUCCCCUCAGCUGGGCACUCAGGCAAGGGUUCCGUGGCGUCCACGACAUGCUGACACCGUGCUGGCCGUCCUGCUGCACACCGACCUGCCCCAGGACCUGGAGUCCGCGAGCUGCCGUCACCUGGGAAUUUCCGGCCCCUCGUCCGGAGCUGCUGAGACGGAGGCCCCUCGAGCGGAGUGCACGCGGAGCACCCCCAGCUUGUCCGCGCGCGGCGCCGAGGAGACCCAGGCUCCCGCGAGCAUCUCCCCUCACGGCCUCCCUGCCCCGCCUCAGGCCCGAGCCGGCUCACGGCUCCCGGGCGAGCCGGUGCCCCUGGAGAAGAGCCUGGUUCAGGGACAGAAGGAAGGUGCCGCGCCCUCGGGGACCAUGCUGACGCCCGCGGGGACCCUGCCUCAGGAGGACGGCUCCUCCCCCGCAGGCCCCGGGCCCCGAGACCUCGGGCGGCGCUCACAGACGGCGGGGAGGUGCAGAGAGCUCAGCCGCGGGGCAGAAACGCCCCAGGGGUUCCAGCUGGGGCAGAGCCGGGACCGAUUCCCAGGUUUCAGGGGUCCCUUUGGCCAGAGUGAGGAGACGGGUCCCCACCGUCCCGCGGCAGAGGUCACGUCGGGAGGCGCAGGCAGCCCCCGCCCUGGGGGGGUGCGGGGGGAGCCCUGGGGAGCGAGGCGUGGCCCCUUCCUGCAGGGCCCCCUGGUCCAGCGGCCUCGGCAGCACCAGCCGCUCCAGACCCCUGGCCUCCAGCUGGAGCCAGGCAGCGCUCUGCAGCGGGCACAGGCUGGCCGGAAGGCGGGUCUGAGGGACUCUCCGGGGUGGUUUUCUCCACCAGCCUCUGUGCCCCCCCUCCUCUUCCUGCCACGCCCACUCCUCGCAAGCCCCCGGGCCCCCCAUGCCGCCCACACCUGUCCCAGCCGCCUCGCCUCGGAGGCCAGGCCGCUGCAGGAGCCGCGUCCAUGUCUCCUUUUCAUGUCCGGGGAUUUAGACACAAACCCUCCAGCCCAGGUUCAGUCCUUUACACCCAUGAUGGGAUCCCGGCCACCGCGCUGCAGCCAGCAAGAUCGUGCGGCAGGGCAGAAACCCCCAGGAGCUUCCGUCUCUGGGCCCCAGACCUACGAUUCUGACCCUGGAAUCUGGACGGGGCCCAGGGCUCUGAGCGUCCCGUCACGCCUGAGGGACCGAAGCGGGUGGCCCAAGACCAUGCUUGGAGCGGUCAAGGCCGACAAGACAGCACGAGAUUUCGAGGUGAAAGCCAGAUUUCCAGAUGCUCCCGGCAGCCCCACCCUCCGCAUGGGCGGCCCGGGCCCACCAGCCCUUCGCGUUCUCCCCGCAUCCUCCUGCCUCCGACCCGUGGGCUGGUCGGCGUGGACCGGGGCGCGGUCAGAGGUCCCGCCCCUUACUCUAAGGCCAAAGCCUCAUCCGGGAGGGGCGUCCGGGCCGCUGCGGGCUGCGUGCGGGCAGGGGCGACCCCAGGGCCUCGGCAGGUCCGGGAGCACCUCCUUCGCAGCCAAGACCCCCAGGCAGCCGUCGGGCGGCUCCCUCGGCUCCUCCUGCGGGACUCGGGGUUCAGCCGGGAGGAGCCAGACUUCCCUGCAGCCCCAAGAACCGGGCCGGGGCCCCCCACCCCGGAGCCACAACCCGGGCUUCCCCUCGGGGUCCCCGGCGAGCCUUCAGACAUCACAGAGGUCAAAACCAGACCGGCAGCGCCAGGGCCAGGGCCUCGGGGGAGGGCAGCCCAGGUCCCGGCUCUGGAAAGGGGGCCUGGACGCCGGACUGGGGGGCUCCGGGCGAUUCUCACCAGCGCCCAGGGUGGCGCAUCGGGGCCGCGACGUCAGGCCAGGCAGCGCCGGAGGGAGCUCCCUGGGCAGAGCGGGCAGGGGCGGGCGAGGCCGACGGGGGCCGGGGGCCGGACCGAGCGAAGGUGCGGCCGCGGGAGAGCGGGCACCGGCGCCACUGCGGGGACCGCGGGCAGCCCCCGGCCCCGGCCCGCCCUGCCCCGCGCGCCGGCCGCUCCUGCGCCUCCGCCGCCGGGUCCAGACGCGCGCGGGCCGAGCCGAGGGGCUGGGGCCCGGGUUCGGAGGCCUGCAGGAGCGCCGGGGCCCGCCUCGGCCUCUGGCACCGCCCGCCUGCGCUUCUGAGAUGCGGCGGGCCCCCCAGGUCCCCCUCCCGGCCAGUCUCCGGGCGCGCCCAGAGGGUCCCCGGGGCGCGUGCCCCCCGGGAGAGACGCGCCCUCACGGCGCACGGCGGCUGGUGUCCCGAGUGGCCUGGGAAGGUCCCCGCCGACCGCGGCUUCGGGCGGGAGACGCGGGUGCGGGGCGUCCCUCGCACCGUGGACCUUCCGCGGCCUUCCGCGCGGCUGCGGGGGCCUCCCCCGGGCGAGCGCGCGCCUCGGCCCCACGCGGGCCCGCCGGCCGGCCCGCGCCCGCUCCCGCCCCGAGACGCCCGCCCGCCGGCGGCCCUGCCCACGGCGGCCCCGGCCCAGCCCGACCCGGGGGGAGGCGCGGCCGCUGCGGGGGCGGCCGGGGGGCCCGGAGCGGCGAGCGGGCGGGGCGUCCCGCAAGACCGAGGGUCCCCCGCGCCGGAGCCCCCGCACGAGCGGCACCGCAGCGCCGCGUGGCCUCGCGCGCCCGGCCCGUGGCCGCCCCGCACGCCCGGGCGGCAGAGGCGCGCGAGCCGGCGGCGGCGGGCCGGGAGGACACCCCGGUGGGGGGUGGCCGGCACGGGACGCGGCCUUCGCCCCCGGCGUGGGAAGCGGCGGCCCGCCAGCCCUGCCCUGGGGCGCUUGGCCUCUUUCUGAGGCGGCGUCCUAACACCGGGACCACGGCCCGCGGCUCCCCGUGGGCAGCCGGGGCGCGCGUUCCCUGCGGAGACACGGAGUGGCAAUGGGAGAUGCCCCCAGAGGGCGACCCCUGCGGCGAGUUCUGGGGCCCUCGCUGCGGGCUCCUCUCCCGCCGAGCCGCGGGGCCGCUGGACCAGCCCGAGCGCCUCGGGCUCCAACACGCGGGGCCCAGCCGGCUGGACGGGCGGCUGAGCAUCUGCUUCACGGCAGACAUGUUCUCAAGUGAAACGGCGACGGGACAGGAAGAACGAGGCGGCCCUGAGCCUGGUCCCCGCUCCCCGCCCGGCCUGCAAGCUCCCCACCCGGUGGGCAGCCCCGACAGCGAGUGCGGUGCUCAGCUCCAAAGGCUGUAUUGGAGCGCCUGGAUGGGGGACGUGUGCCCACCCCACACCCUCCAGCAGGCGGGGACGCAGCCUGGUCAGCAGACCUUCCAAACCUCCCCGUUCCUGGAAGGCCUGGAGCUGCCUCGGUGCCCGUGA